GAGGUAUCAUGACUCCCCUCGUCGUUUUCCUGCUUCUGGUGGUGCAAGCCGGGAGCGGGGCUACAAGGAGCCAAGAGGAUCCCGAGCUGCCCUCCGUGCCUUUACCAGCCAGUGUGAUAAUCAAAUCUUAUAACAUGGACCCUGUCUUGUGUUGGGAGUACCAGAACAUGACACAGAACCCUGUGUUUACUGUACAGGUAAAGAACUACGGGAAUGGAGAAUGGAUUGAUGCCUGCACCGAUAUCUCUCAUCAUUGCUGUUCUAUUUUCAACCAAGUUGAUGAACCAGAAUAUCCUCUCUGGGCCAGAGUUAAAGCUAGGGUUGGACAAAGAGAAUCUGCCUAUGUAGAGUCAAAAGAAUUUACUCUGUGCAAACAAGGAGAAAUUGGACCACCUGCACUGAAAGUCAGAAGGCAGGAAGACCAGCUCAUCACUGAUAUAUUUCACCCUUCAAUUGUUACAAAUGGAGAAGUGCAAGGAAUUAUGUAUGAUGCUAUGUACGAAGGCGCUUGUUACACGUUCGACUACACCGUGUAUCUGAGAGUGAAUGGGAGCAAGAGCCUCAUUACAAAACAUGUACAUGCGGACAAUUGCAACGAGACCCUGUGCCAACUCAGCAUCCUCAUAUCCUCACUGGAGUCUGAGUAUUGUAUUUCAGCAGUAGGAGUCUCAAGAGAAUGGGCGGUAACAACUGAGAAGACAAAAGAAGUUUGUAUUACCAUUUUCAGUAGCCAUAUAACAGAUUCUGUUUGGAUUCCAGUUGUUUCUGUCUUUCUGUUUUUAGCCAUUAUCCCAUUACUUGUGUAUUGUCUUAUGAAGAAUCUAUUUAGGAAAAAAAGUAUCAUGUUACCCAAAUCCUUGAUCUCUGUGGUAAGAAAUGUCACCUCAGAGACAAAACCUGAGUCAAAAUAUACAUCGCUCAUCACAUCAUGCCAGCCAUUGGUACCAGAAAAUGAGACGGUGAUCUGCGAAGAGCAGGCCUCUCCAGCAACGGUUCCAGCCCUGCAGACAGAAGACAAUCCAGGAGCAGCAGGAAACAGAGAACCUUCUAGUGAAAUAGAAGUGGUCACUACUGAAGAAAAUAUUUCUCAACUGACCACCUGUGGCCCUUUGACUCCAUUAAACAAAGAGAAUUCUUCCCCUUCAGAUAGUAACCAGUCAGAGCCAGGCAGCUUCACCUUGAACUCCUAUCACUCCAGAAAUGGUUAUGACAGUGGCCUCAUGGGAUCCGACAGCCUUGUAUCUGACUCUGAACUCCCCCCAAAUAAUAAAGCUGAAGUGAAGUCAGAAGGACAAGAGCCCAUAAGGCUGAGAAAUGCUCCCACAUCUUUUGGCUACGAUAAACCACAUGUGCUUGUGGAUGUGAUAGUGGAUGGGGGUAAAGAGUCUUUGAUUGGUUAUCGGCCUACAACAGAUUCUGAUGAAGUUUCCUAAGAUCUAAUGAAAGGAUCUGAAUUUCCUGAAUUGUUUUCCUGCUUUGACUUUGUAAAAACAUCAUGAAGUCUGACAUUGUAUCCUCAUUGAUAUUAACCAGAUGGAAUAUCUUGGCUAAGACAAAGAUGUAAAUAACCUUUUGACUUUCACAUCUGAUUUGAAACUACAAAGACUGUUGAAAAAAACUCAUUGUAGUCACAAAGUACAUAUAGAGUAUACUAUGAUAAUAAUAAGUUACUCUUUGAAGCAUGAAAUUUUGGAUAGCACAUUUUUAAAGCACUGAUUUUAUACAUUAGAAAAGAUUAAUGUUAAUAAAAAAAAUCUAUAAUGUUAAAAAACAGUCCCUCCUGACUAAAGUGAAACAUAAAUGUAGCACAAUUAAAGAAAAGCUAAAAAACCACCUCAUUGUAGUUAAUGAGCUUUUCCACCUAAUGGAUAACAGCAGAUUUUUAAUAUAUAUAUAUAUAAAAUUGGUUAUUUUUCUGUA
Dipodomys spectabilis (banner-tailed kangaroo rat) is the source of this 1920-nucleotide messenger RNA. It is a transcript of the gene Ifngr1, whose product is annotated as interferon gamma receptor 1. Gene Ontology annotation, biological process: type II interferon-mediated signaling pathway. Gene Ontology annotation, cellular component: membrane. The transcript has 7 exons. Gene Ontology annotation, molecular function: cytokine receptor activity; cytokine binding. Lineage: Eukaryota; Metazoa; Chordata; Mammalia; Rodentia; Heteromyidae. The coding region runs from base 9 to 1433 and encodes 474 amino acids. The record is from RefSeq and is a predicted model, not a curated record.